Xylona heveae TC161 is the source of this 3053-nucleotide messenger RNA. Its product is annotated as PALB protein. Gene Ontology annotation, molecular function: calcium-dependent cysteine-type endopeptidase activity. The coding region runs from base 174 to 2840 and encodes 888 amino acids. Gene Ontology annotation, biological process: proteolysis. Lineage: Eukaryota; Fungi; Ascomycota; Xylonomycetes; Xylonales; Xylonaceae. The record is from RefSeq and is a predicted model, not a curated record. The transcript has 5 exons.
CAACAGACGACUUCCCCAGACCACGUAUCGGAGUAACUGUGGCUUUUGAGGAGAAAGCUUGGCUUCGUUCAUGUCUCGUAAUUAGACCAAGUAUCCUUUUUUUCUUCUGAUUUCCCACAAGAUCUGGCCGUUACAUGUGCACGUGAGAACAUGCUCCGCUUUAUAGAUACAGGAUGACUAGUCGCGAAAGAUUGACAGAGCUUGAAACGCGUGCCUCUGACACGGAGUCGUUGAUCGCAAUUGCUUCGACUCGAGAUGAUGCUCUCAACGCGGCAAUUAAGGCGGCUGAGCUUUAUAUGCAGGCUAUGAAGCAAUUGCCUGCUGGAGAGAAGAAGGCGCGCCUCAAACAAAAGUGCAAUGGCCUGUUGGAUCAGGCUGAGAAGAUUAAAUCCUGCGCAGACUGGCAGGGCCAAAUGAACAGUGCAGCAACUGUGGCCAAGCUUGAUGCUCCUUCGUCAACACGAGUAUUGGCCACCAAGGAGAAGCGAAUCCUUUUGGAAGACUCAAAGCUGAAUGGCUUCAUUUUCCCUCCAUGGAAUGCUUCCCCAGAUCCUCAUGAGUUUAUACUUAAAGAAGGCGAACCUUUAUAUACGGACAUUCCUGAGCUAGGCUUAUCCGAUUCUCAGCGUGAUGCUUUUGACGGUUGGAAAAGACCGGCAGAGGCAUUACCCCCAAAGCAUCUGUUCAAACACUCAGAUGAAACAAGUGCUCAACAUGAACCGACAAUGAAAGCCGAUAAUAUAGUCGAUUUGGUACAAGAUAUCACGACUGACUGUUCAGUUGUGGCGAGUCUUUGCGCAGGUACUGCACGUGCCGAGAGAGGUCACGCAAAGAUCAUAUCUUCUAUUCUGUUUCCCUAUGAUAUGCGGGAGAUGAGGCCUGCAAUCUCUCCAAAUGGCAAAUAUAUCUUUCGUUUACAUUUCAACGGUUGUUCUCGAAAAGUCGUCAUAGAUGACCGAUUACCCACCUCUCGGACGUCUAGAGUAUUGUAUGUCAUUGAUCGUCGUAAUCCUUGUCUCCUAUGGCCUGCAUUGAUCGAGAAGGCGUAUCUCAAAGUCAGGGGAGGAUAUGACUUUCCAGGCAGCAACUCGGGCACCGACAUAUGGGUUCUCACCGGCUGGAUUCCUGAGCAGGUCUUCCUUCAGAGUGAGGAAGUCGUUCCCAAUCGAUUAUGGAACCGUAUGUUGCAAUCCUUUAAAUAUGGCGACGUCUUGAUCACGAUGGGUACUGGAAAGCUUUCAAGAAGAGAGGAGAAAAGCCUCGGCCUCUCUGGACAACAUGAUUACGCGGUCCUUGAUUUGAAAGAAGUAGGAAAUCGGCGUCUCUUUCUCGUCAAAAAUCCUUGGUCCGAGGGCACCACUUGGAAGGGACGGGUUCCGGAAUCAGAGGAUCCCAAGUUCGAACCCGACGACGAUGAAUCCUCUACCUGGACCAGCCAUCUUCGAGACGCUCUCCCUGAAGGCGAGCUCGCGCCCGGAACAUUCUGGAUCGACCUCAACAAUGUCAUGCAGACUUUUGAAUCGAUAUAUCUCAAUUGGAACCCUGGUCUAUUUCUCCACCGGGAAGACUUUCACUUUUCCUGGGACCUUUCCACUUUGCGAAGUGUCCCAGGCUGCUUCAACGCAAAUCCUCAAUAUAGCAUCACCAGUCGCGCCGGAGGAGUCGUGUGGGUCUUACUCGAUCGUCACUUCAAAACAGGAGAGUCAAAAGCAACAUCAUCAGCCGCCCCAACGGCAACUGCUACUACGGACGACACGCACAGCACUGGCAAAGGCAACGCUCAAGGGUUCAUCAGCCUAUACGCAUUCCACCGUAACACCGGGCAGCGCGUCGUCCUCAGCGACGGAGCCGACCAACGCGGACCCUACGUCGACUCUCCCCAGACGCUCAUGCGGCUCGAGAUGCCGCCGCAAUCAAGCUACACCCUUGUCGUCUCCGAACAAGACCUCCCACCAUCCCUCUUCAACUUCACCAUCUCCGCCUUCUCGCGCACCCGCAUCUCCAUGACUCCAGCCGCGGAGAAAUACCCAUUCACCUCAACCCACCAAUCAUCCUGGACCGCCACCAGCGCCGGCGGCAACGCCGACUGCUCGCUGUACCCCACCAAUCCCCAAUUCAGCAUCACCCUGCCCUCCCGAACUGCAAUCUCUCUACUCCUCGAGACCCCAAACACAGACAUACCCGUGCACAUCAAGCUCGUCUGGGCCGGCGGCAACCGCCUCACAUCGCUCACAAGCCGCGACAUUCUCGGCGACUCGGUGGAAUACCGACGCGGCUGCGCACUCGCAGAACUCCCACCCGUCGAAGCAGGCACAUAUACCAUCAUCUGCUCCACAUUCUCCCCUGGCCAACUCGCGCCAUUCACUCUCCGCAUCGGAACCAACGUCGCGUGCCGCGUCCAGCCUAUCCCGCCCGAAUGGGCCGGGCGCUUGCGCAUCACCCUCCCUCCUGCCCGUUUCCCAUCCCAAGUCAAUUCCGUAUAUGCUCUGCUUACACCCCAGCGCUUGACCCGCCUCCGUGUCAUUGCGCGGUACCCGCCUAAUGCCGCCGCCGCGGCCGCUCCCGCCACCCGAGCGCGUACACCCGUGCGUGUCCGGCUCGAGUCAGGCCGUGGACCAAAUAGCCGCUGCCUGGCCGAGAGCAAUGCGGGCGAAUUUGCAGAUACGUUGAUGGGCAUUCGCACCCCCGACGUAGAUGUCUUGCCGGACAUGCAGUGGCGUGGUGGCGUCUGGCUUGUCGUAGAGCGACUGGGCGGACCAGCGUCGCUGGAGGACAGGAUGGAUGUGGAAAUACUCACUGAGAGUGUGGUUUCGGUGGGCGAAUGGCUACUAGGCGAUUGAGCGCUAUAUAGUACUAUUCUGUUUUCUUAUUUUAUAGAGUUUUCCCGCAUUGUAUUGUAUUUUAUUAUAUGUUCAUUUCAGCGUCUUAUUCUAGUAUUCUAUAGGUCUUUCAUGAGUUAUUUCUGUGAAGUAAACCGGGUGAAGAUGUUGGUACUUGAUCACAACGUCAGUGGACACCCUUAGCAAGCCCUUUGUGAAUACAGAGUCAAUAGU